AUGGCAAAGGAUGAUGAUAACUCGGCUCUCCCAAAUGGCAAAGCACAAGCUACCGAGCGACUGCAUCAAGUUUCGUCACAUAUAGCUCCGCCAACUGACACGCCACAAGAGACCAAAUCAAAAUCAAAGGCCAGAGCAUCUCGUCUUCCUGCAGACCACUCUGAUGUCCUAGGUCAAAUUGCCACGCUUCGCGCCAUUGCCGCAAAGCCAGACCCCAAUCAUCGGGGUUAUGUGCGACAAAAGCAGGCCGGGAAACUAUGGGUGCGCGAACGUAUUGAGCAGCUGCUUGAUCGCAAUACCUUCCAAGAAAUUGGAUCGGUGUCGGGCACCGUUCAAUGGAAGAAGACGGCGCCCAUGUGCGAGACCCCCGUGUCAUUUGUGCCCAGCAAUAAUGUCCAGGGCGCAGGCAUGCUCCGUGGCAGGAAGAUCUUGCUCACUGCUGACGACUUUAGCAUCCGGUCUGGGCAUGCUGACGGGGCAAGUGCUGGCAAGACCGUGUAUGUUGAAAAGCUGGCUAUUGCAUUACGGCUGCCUGUGGUGAAGCUGGUCGAUGGCAGCUCUGGUGGCGGUAGCGUGACGACUAUUCGCAAGGAAGGAUGGAGUUAUCUGCCGCAUGUAGCGCCGUUCAAGCAUGUUGUUCAGCAGUUGAACAUGGGCAUUCCUAAUCUCGGUGCUGUAGUUGGACCUGCUAUUGGUCUUGGAGCCGCGAGAGUUGUCUCCUGUCAUUUCUCGGUUAUGGCAGCUGACAUAGGUGCGCUCUUCAACGCCGGUCCGAAGGUUGUUGAGGGCGCUACCUUCGAAGAAGAUCUGGACUUCCAGGACCUGGGCGGGCCGAAGGUGCAUUGCAUGAACGGCACCAUUGACAACCUCGCCGCCAAUGAAGCUGAGUGCUAUGAGCAAUUACGGGUUGUGUUGAGCUAUCUCCCCAAUUCCGGGAGUGAAGCUCCCCCGGUGGUUCCCAGCAGUGACCCCGAAGACCGCGAGGAUGUAGGUCUGCGCAGUGUUAUUCCCCGUCGGCAAGCGCGCAUGUAUAAUCCUCGAGCAAUUAUCAUUUCUGUCAUUGAUAAAGACUCGUGGUUUGAGAUUGGCGCGCUUUGGGGCCGGACUGCCAUUGGUGGGCUCGCACGGUUAGGUGGCCGUCCUGUCGGCGUGAUCUCGCUCAAUUGCGAAGUGAAUGGCGGCGCAUUGGAUGCAGCUGGUAGUCAGAAAUUGACUCGGCUGUUGAAGCUGUGUGAUGUCAUGAACAUGCCCGUGCUACAGUUCCUCGAUGUCCCUGGCUAUGCAAUCGGCACAGUGGCUGAACGCACCGCAACCAUGCGUUGGGGUGUUGAGCUCGCCAAAGCAUACUACACUACCACAGUCCCGAUCUUCAACGUAAUUACGCGCCGAGUUUUCGGCGUCGCCGGCGGCGUGAUGCUCAGUAGCCGCGAUCCCGUCAUGCAAGUUGCCUGGCCGUCCGGUCAGUGGGGCUCGCUGCCGCUCGACGGCGGUAUCGAGGUGGGACAUCGUCAUGAGCUGCGCGAGGCAGAGAAGCUUGGCAAGAAGGAGGAGCGCUACCAGGAGUUGGAGGAGGAGUACCUGCGGCUGAUGAAUCCUGUGCGCACGGCAAAUUCGUUUGGGGUAGAGGAGAUUAUUGAUCCUAAAGAUACGAGGCAGGUGUGCUGUGCGUGGGCGUCGCAUGUAUACGAGGUGCUUAUGCGGGAAAGGAUUGCGGAUCGGGCAGCAGGGAGGAUUCAGCCUUCAUUUGCGUAA
Messenger RNA from Penicillium alfredii, 1752 nucleotides. RefSeq lists its product as uncharacterized. The transcript has 3 exons. NCBI's taxonomy places the organism in Eukaryota, Fungi, Ascomycota, Eurotiomycetes, Eurotiales, Aspergillaceae. The record is from RefSeq and is a predicted model, not a curated record. Gene Ontology annotation, molecular function: propionyl-CoA carboxylase activity. Bases 1 to 1752 code for a protein of 583 amino acids.